Eriocheir sinensis (Chinese mitten crab) is the source of this 3709-nucleotide messenger RNA. RefSeq lists its product as uncharacterized. The record is from RefSeq and is a predicted model, not a curated record. The coding region runs from base 1 to 3486 and encodes 1161 amino acids. The transcript has 5 exons. NCBI's taxonomy places the organism in Eukaryota, Metazoa, Arthropoda, Malacostraca, Decapoda, Varunidae.
AUGGUUCCCAAACUAUUCAGGCCGCCCACCGCCGACCAGGCCGUGACCGAGUCCAAGGUAAAGACCGAGUUCACGCACCCCGCCACGAUUUCCGGGCCGAACCUCCCCACCUCCCCACGCCUCCACGCCUCCGCCCCUGGCCGUCGGGAGUGCUUUGUAGGCAGCGACGGGCCGACCACUAAUGCUUCGGCGGGUGUGUCUGUGCAUGCCCCCAGGCCGCCGCGCCGCGCCUACUCCACCAUGACCGGCGGCAGUGGCAGGGAGCGAGAGGCCGCCCCCAGCAUGGCGGCCUUCAAGGUGUGGGUUCUGCUUCUCAUGUGGGCCACGGACACGCCCUUCCUUCGCCACGAGAUGACGGCAGCAGCGCCACCCCCCGAAGGACAUGACCAGGGGCGAGGCUUCGGGGGCGCUGCUGCUUCUGACGAGGCUCGGCUGUGGCUCCGGCAGCAGAUGGCGAUAUAUCGCGGCCAGGCACACCCCACCCUCGGAGUGGCGUGGGGUGGCGCGCGGCGAUCCACCACCCAACACUUCCAAGGCGAGAAGCAACUCAGCACGGAGGCCACGACCAGACCGACUACAAACACACAGACACACACAGACACGCAGACGUCGCCACCGCCGCUACCCCAAACCACAAGACCGUCCUUACUUCAUCAUAUCCCUGGUAUUGUGACGCCAGGCCCAGGAACACCCCAAACACCACGCACGAGGGUUCAGGCCAACACGCAGCAGCCGUCUCGGUCAACAAACCCCACGACAACGGCUGCUCCUGAUGCCAUACCCGCGCCCCCGUCUGUCCCCUUGGCAAGUGUGAGGGAAGGCCAGAACACGAUGCACGUUUUUGGAUAUGAGGAGGACAAAACCACGCUCAUAUCACCUCUUGUAACCUUAUACCCUCAAGAUAAAGGGGUUAGCUACGCCUCAACAGCUAACUCGUUCAGGCUCAAGGAUAAUAAGACCCCGAACACGAUGCACGUUCAUGGUUCUGCGGAAGACAAAGCCACGCUCAUAUCAACCUCGGCAGCUAUGAACCCCCAAGAUGAAGGGGUUAGCGACGCCUCAACAGCUAACUCUAUCUGGUUCAUGGAGAGUAAGCCCCCGAACACCCUACACGGUUAUCCCUUUGAGGAAGAUGAAGCGACGAUAUCCACGACACUUCAACCCACUUUCCUGGACUCUCAAGUUGGAUGGCUAGGCAGCAAAUCACACAUUAUCUCUUACACGGAUCGAGGAAGUCAGUUACAGUCACCCCUCGCUCACAGCCAAGUCCAAAGUUCAGUACCGGGAUGGAACGGCCAACUCUCACGCAUCGACCCUCAAAAGACAGAACCAAAGACGGUGUACCAGGGUGAAGGACUUAGCCACGAAUCACAGUCUAGCUCGUACAGGCUCAAGGGAAGUCAGUCUCAGUCUCCAGUUCAAUUUCCUAUAAGAUGGGACGAGAGGCUGGUCAACAAGGCCCCUCAGAUAACGGAGCCAAAGACAGUGUAUGAGGAUGAAGAACUUAGCAACGUAUCACAAGCUAACUUUCACAGGCCCAAGGGAAAUCAGUCUCCAGUCCUUCACACCCAAGGCCAGUUUCCUUUAAGAUGGGACGAGAGGCUGUUCGGUAAAGUCCCUCAGAACACGGACACACAGACAGUCACAGAUGCAUUACAGACUAACUUCCACAGGCUCAAGGAAAGUCAGUCUCAGCGUCAAGUCCUUCCUAAACAAGAUCAGAUUCCUUUAAGAUGGGACGAGAGGCUGUUCGGUAAGGUCUCUCAGAACACGGAUACACAGACAGUCACAGACGCAUCACAUACUAACUUCCACAGGCUCAAGGAAAGUCAAUCUCAGCCUCAAGUCCUUCACACACAAGUCCAGUUUCCAAUAACACGUUUCACCGAGCAACUCCUCCAGAAACUUCAACAGAAUAUGGAACCAGAAACAGUUAAUCAAAGAGAACUUAUCAACGCAUCACAGGCUAGCUCUCACAGGCUCAGGGGAAGUCAGUCUCAGCCUCAAGCCCUUCACACAAGAGUUCAGUUUCCACUCCUCCAGAAACCUCCACAGAAUAUGGAACAAGAAACAGUUAAUCAAAGAGAACUUACCGACGCAUCACAGGCUAGCUCUCACAGGCUCAAGGGAAGUCAGUCUCAGCCUCAAGCCCUUCACACACGAGUUCAGUUUCCACUCCUCCAGAAACCUCAACAGAAUAUGGAACAAGAAACAGUUAAUCAAAGAGAACUUACCGACGCAUCACAGGCUAGCUCUAACAGGCUCAAGGGAAGUCAGUCUCAGCCUCAAGCCCUUCACACACGAGUUCAAUUUCCACUCCUCCAGAAACCUCAACAGAAUAUGGAACAAGAAACAGUUAAUCAAAGAGAACUUAUCAACACAUCACAGGCUAGCUCUAACAGGCUCAGGGGAAGUCAGUCUCAGCCUCAAGCCCUUCACAUACGAGUCCAGUUUCCACUCCUCCAGAAACCUCAACAGAAUAUGGAACCAGAAACAGUUAAUCAAAGAGAACUUACCAGCGCAUCGCAGGGUAACUCCAACGGGCUCAACGUAAGUCAGUCUCAGCCUCAAGUCCCACAUACACAAGUCCAGUUUCCAGUAUCACGAUUAACCGAGCAACUCCUCCACAAGCUUCAACAGAUAGCGGAGACAGAGGCAACCCGUCAACAGAAUCUAAGCGACCACAUAAGAACUAAACUAAGCGGGUUGGGUCCUUUUCUUCCCUGGUACAACUCGGCGAUGCAUGGAACUAUCAAUACGUCUUCUUUGCCUCCAUCACCGGCUAUGCAAAACCUGAGAAUCCCACCGAGAGAGUCUUCAGCGCCCUCUGUGAAUCGCCACGAGCCUUCCGCCUCCCCUUUGCAUCCAACUUCGAAGACCUCACCGCUACAUCGAACUAUCAAUACGUCUUUUUUGGCCCCUAUACCGGCAAUGCAAGGCCUGAGAAACCCACCGAAGGAGUCUGCAAUGCCCUCUGUGAAUCGCCACGAGCCUUCCACCUCCCCCCUGCGUCCCAUUUCCAGCACUACACCGCCACAUCGAACUCCCAACGUAGUGUCUUCAGUUCCACCAAAGCCAGUACUACAAGGCCUCAGGAACAUACUAGGGGGGUCUUCAAUGCCCUCUGUGUAUCGCCAUGGGUCUUCCUCCUCCCACUUCCGUCCAACUUCGAGCACUACACCGCCACUUCGAACUCCCAACACAGUGUCUUCAGUCCUACCAACGCCGGGAAUCCAAGGGCUCAGGAACGAACCAAGGGAGUCUUUACCGUCAUUUGUCAAUCACCAUUGGUCUUCUUCCUCCCCCCUACGCCUCAUCGUUGGUCCCGACACACGCAGACCGAUGCCGGGACACCUACAGACCUCCCGCACGAAGGUCCCUCCGCAGCAUAGCACAAGAGGGCCCGUCGCUGCAUCGAAAGGUAAGGUUGUGAGACGGAUACACAGACCGACAAACAGGCAGACAGACAGACAAACAGAUAGAUAGAUAGACAGACAAACAGACAGACACAAAGACAGUAUAGAUAAUAGAUUGACAGAGACAUACCUAUAGAUAGAGACAAACAUAAACAGACAGACAGACAAACAAAUAGAUAGACAGACAGACAGACAGACAGACAGACAGAAACAAAGACAGCAGUGUAGAUAAAAGAUUGACAGACAGACCUAUAAAUAGAGACAGACACAGACAAACAAAGACAAAUGUAUAU